This is a messenger RNA of Entelurus aequoreus (snake pipefish), 9310 nucleotides long. RefSeq names its product SIN3-HDAC complex-associated factor-like. The record is from RefSeq and is a predicted model, not a curated record. Gene Ontology annotation, biological process: negative regulation of cell migration. Lineage: Eukaryota; Metazoa; Chordata; Actinopteri; Syngnathiformes; Syngnathidae.
ACUCUUCAGUCCGGCAGACAUCAACAAGAGAGCGGGGUCCAUGUUCGCCAUAUAGUCCCAUUUCAACCCAAGCCUUUUUUUUUUGGACUAACUUUACGCAAACUCGCAGCAAGAUGUUUGGCUUUCACAAGCCCAAAAUGUACCGGAGUCUGGACGGCUGCUGCAUCUGCCGAGCAAAGUCCUCCAGCUCUCGCUUCACCGACAGCAAGCGCUAUGAGAAAGACUUCAGGAGCUGCUUUGGACUGAGUGAAACACGAUCCGGGGAAAUCUGCAACGCUUGCGUGCUCCUGGUGAAGAGAUGGAAGAAGCUACCUGUGGGAACCAAAAAGAACUGGAACCACGUGGUGGAUGCUCGAGGAGGUCCGAGUCUGAAGUUGACCUCCAGGCCCAAGAAGAUGAAGUCCAUGGCCAAGAAAGCACGCCCGAGUCAGAUCAGCAGGCUGCAGAAAGAACUCAAAAGAAACAACUCCGACGCCCACAGCACCACGUCCAGCACCUCCCCCGCUCAGUCCCCCAGCUACAGCAACCUGUCUGACGACGGCUCCGACACGGAGCUCAGUCGGGGCUCCGGACGCUCGCCCGUUUUCUCCUUCCUGGACCUCACCUACUGGAGAAGACAGCGGGUGUGUUGUGGAAUCAUCUACAAGGGUCGCUUCGGGGAGGUGCUCAUCCACCCGCACCUCUUCAAACCCUGCAAGAAGCAGCAGCAGGACAGGACGAAGAAGAGGAGGAGGAGGAGGAGGAGGAGGCGGAGGCCGACCCCACCCAGGUGGCCGUCAGUCGGAUGUCGCCCCCGCCCGACCAGCCGGCCAAGGAGUCGCCCGCCUGCGGCCAGAGCGCUGCCACCAUGUCCGACAAAGUCUGGUAAUCAUCUCGGAAGAAGAAGAAAAGGUUGCUCCUUUUCCAAGAAGCACUUACACGAAGGAGUCGCCUUCUUCCACCACCAGCAGCAAGCAGCUGAACAUCACAACCGUGCUGGAGGUUUAGUACGUCUUUGACUCUCACUCUUCCACUUCUUUCCUGUCUUUCCAUGCACCUUUUACUUUGAAGUCCACAAUGCAAUACAUCCCACUUCUUCCUGGGGACGCUGCUAGCUUUCAAGUUGCGUACAAACCAGCUCCUCCUGGAGAAGAGUCAGAAUCUGCAGUGGAUUUAGAAGGUGAACAAAUAGCAUUACUCAGCACGCUAAUAUUACAUCAAAUCAACACAUUAGAUCAAAUCUGCACAUAUUUUCCAAUUGGAUUCAGGUCUGGGCUCUGGUAUUUGGACAUACAGUACAGGCCACCUUCUCAUUCAAUGUGUUUUCUUUAUUUUCAGGACUAUUUACAUUGUAGAUUGUCACAACAAAACUAUAAAUGAACACAUGAAAAAGGUGAAAUAACUGAAAACACGUUUUAUAUUCUAGUUUCUUCAAAAUAGCCACCUUUUGCUCUGCUUUGCGCACGCUUGGCAUUCUCUCCGUGGGCUUCAAGCACACCUGUGAAGUGAAAACCCCCAUUUCAGGCGACUACCUCUUGAAGCUCGUGGAGAGAAUGCCAAGAGUGUGCAUAUGCCAAUUUUGCAUGCAGGGGGCAAGAUAUACACCACGUUUUCUUGGCACGUCUCUUUUAUUUUGAAAAGACUGGUGCAGGGUCAUUUUAACCGGGCCACCUUCACCUUCUACAGCCACUGUAAAAAUCCAGUUGGGCUUUUGCAACCCGUUGGCGACUCAACGUGCUUCAACACGGGCGUCUUCACACACACACACACACACACACACACACACACACACACACACACACACACACACACACACACACACACACACACACACACACAUAUUUUUUUGUAUUUCUUACCUUCUUGAGACCUGAGAAUAAUGCCUCCCCCUAUAGGCCCACUUUUUCUAGAUAUAUAAAGAUGUGUAUUUACAACAUUAAUAAUAUAUACAUACUAUGCAAAUAUAAAAAAGCUUGUUGUGAAAAAUGAGUUGGAAUUUCACAAGAAAAAGGUCACAAUUUCACAAGGAAAACGUAGAAUUUUGGCUGUAUUAUAGUAAAAGUCGUCAUUUUACUCAACGCAAGUCAACAUUUUGCAAGAAAAACUGAACAUUUGUGCAAUAUUAUGAUAAAAGUUGUAGUUUUACUCAAUAACAGUCGCAAUUUUACAAGAAAAGCUUAAAAUGUUGGCAAUUUUAUGGAAAGAGUCGUAAUUUUACUUGACAAAAGUCACAAUUUUUUAAGAAAACUUUAACAAUUUGGCAAUAUUAUAAUAAUAAUCGGAAUUUUACUUGGCAAAAUGAUGACAAAAGUCACAAUUUUACUCAAAAAAUGUCACUAUUUUACAAGAACACCAAAAAAAAUUGGCAAUGUUGUGAUAAAAGUCAGAAUUUUGUAUGACAAAUGUCACCAUUUUGCAUUAAAAAGUCAUAAUUUUACAUAAAAAAGUCAUAAUUUUAUGAAAAGAGUCGAACUUUUACUCGAUAAAAGUCGCAAUUUUUUAAGAAAACUUUAACAAUUUGGCAAUAUUAUAAUAAUAAUCUGAAUUUUACAUGGCAAAAUGAUGACAAGUCAUAAUUUUACUCAAAAAAUGUCACUAUUUUACAAGAACAAAAAAAAUUGGCAAUAUUGUGAUAAAGUCAGAAUUUUGUAUGACAAAUGUCACCAUUUUGCAUUAAAAAGUUAUAAUUUUACAUUAAAAAGUCAGAAUUUUGGGCAAUUUUAUGAAAAGAGUCGAAAUUUUACUCGACCAAAGUCACAAUUUUAUAAGAAAACUUUAAAAUGUUGGCAAUAUUAUAAUAAUAAUCUGAAUUUUACUUGGCAAAAUGAUGACAAAAGUCAUAAUUUUACUCAAAUAAUGUCACUAUUUUACAAGAACAACAAAAAAAAUUGGCAAUAUUGUGAUAAAAGUCAGAAUUUUGUAUGACAAAUGUCACCAUUUUGCAUUAAAAAGUCAGAAUUUUACAUAAAAAAAGUCAUAAUUUUGGGCAAUUUUAUGAAAAGAGUCGGAAUUUUACUCGACAAAAGUCACAAUUUUUUAAGAAAACUUUAACAAUUUGGCAAUAUUAUAAUAAUAAUCGGAAUUUUACUUGGCAAAAUGAUGACAAGUCAUAAUUUUACUCAAAAAAUGUCACUAUUUUACAAGAACAACAAAAAAAAUUGGCAAUAUUGUGAUAAAAGUCAGAAUUUGGUAUGACAAAUGUCGCCAUUUUGCAUUAAAAAGUAAUAAUUUUACAUAAAAAAAUCAUAAUUUUGGGCAAUUUUAUGAAAACAGUCGAAAUUUUACUCGACCAAAGUCACAAUUUUAUAAGAAAACUUUAAAAUGUUGGCAAUAUUAUAAUAAUAAUCAGAAUUUUAUUUUGCAAAAUUAUGACAAAAGUCAUCAUUUUACUCAAAAGUCACUAUUUUUUUUACAAGAACAACCAAAAAAAAUGUCAAUAUUGUGAUAAAAGUGAAUUUUAUAUGACAAAUGUCACCAUUUUGCAUUAAAAAGUCAUAAUUUUACAUAAAAAAAUCAUAAUUUUGGGCAAUUUUAUGAAAACAGUCGAAAUUUUACUCGACCAAAGUCACAAUUUUAUAAGAAAACUUUAAAAUGUUGGCAAUAUUAUAAUAAUAAUCGGAAUUUUACUUUGCAAAAUUAUGACAAAAGUCAUAAUUUUACUCAAAAGUCACUAUUUUACAAGAACAACCAAAAAAAUUGUCAAUAUUGUGAUAAAAGUGAAUUUUAUAUGACAAAUGUCACCAUUUUGCAUUGAAAAGUAACAAUUUUACAUAAAAAAGUCAUACAUUUACAUAGUUAUCAUUUUACGAGAAUAUAUUGCAAUAUUACAGAAACCGAAUAUGAGAAAUUGUUCCCAAUUUUAUAAGAAAAACGUCGACACAUUGUGACAAAAAGACUGCUUUUAUUUAUUAAAUGUUUUGUUUGUAAUUGUUUUUUAAUCUUCAUUAUUUACUUCAAGUUAUUACAGUAUGUCUUUAUUUACAUAUUUAUUUUAUUUCUUAAGUAAUUUUGGCCAAAGGGGGCGCAUUUCAACUUAUUUCAUUUGUUGGCCAGAGGGGGCCUGCACUUCAAAUUUUUACACACACUUGUUAUUUCAUAUGUUGACCAGAGUGAUCCCUCCUUUUUGGGACCACCAGGGGGUGCAAAUGAGACAUUGUCUAUUAGAUGCAAUGUUAUCGGGACCAUGAUUUAUGUCCUCACUUGUUCACACCUCAUAUGGAAGCUACUUUCCCUUGUUGAUGUCUCAAGAAGGGUAGAAAUACAAGAACACACACACACACUCGAUGGUAGCAUCAGCAGCGUCCUCUCCCGUCUUGUAGGAGUUUAUCCUCUGUGGAAAAGAAGGCCUGUUCACAGCUCCAACAGCAAACACAGCAGCCUUACUUACAAAGUGCGGCUCAGGGGCCAUUUCCAGGACCCGCUCGUUUUUUUAUUCGCCCUUCAAAAAAUUAAUGUAAUGAUCAUUUAGCUUUGAGCUACAACACAAAGCUAAAAUGUGGAUGUUUUGUUCCGAUAGCUUAGCAUAUACUGUAUAUAUAUAUAUACGUCGUUUUGAUUGAAACGCUCAUUUCACGCACAAAAUGUAUCAAGGUGGACCCCCCGGCUUGGUUGGGACACCCCUGGCUUCUUGUUUAUUCCGCUUUGGUUUCGAGGAACAACUAAAAAGGGAUUUGAAGCGAUAUUUAUCGUGGCCUCAGCAACACGUAGCGCAUUUUUAUUCCCUGCAUGACGACCCUCCAAACACCCGGCGAUCUGAUGCACGAGUCGACUAAAUUGCAUGGCCUUAUUUAAACUUUUUUAAAUUUUUGUUUGGGAUCGAUUUCUCCCGAGUUUAUUUUUGUAUGUAAAGAAGUGGGAAAAAAGAUAAGAAAAAAGUGAAACUUAGAAGUGUUUUUGCAUAACAAUAAGCCACAAUAUGACAGCGAAAACACACAUUCUUGUAUUUCUUACCUUCUUGAGACCUGAGAAUAAUGCCUCCCUCUUUAGGACCAGCCUUUCUAGAUAUAUAAAGAUGUGUAUUUACAACAUUAAUAAUAUAUACAUACUAUGCAAAUAUAAAAAAAAGGUUGUUGUGAAAAAUUAGUUGGAAUUUUACAAGAAAAAGGUCACAAUUUCACAAGAAAAACGUAGAAUUUUGGCAGUAUUGUAAUAAAAGUCGUCAUUUUACUCAACACAAGUCAAAAUGUUACAAGAAAAACUGAACAUUUGUGCAAUUUUAUGAUAAAAGUUGGAAUUUUACUCAAUAACAGUCGCAAUUUUACAACAAAAGCUGAAAAUGUCGGCAACUUUAUGAAAAGAGCCGUCUUUUUACUCGACAAAAGUCACAGUUUUAUAAUAAAAGUCAUAAUUUUACUAAAAGCAAGUCAAAAUUUUACAAGAAAAACUGAACAUUUGUGCAACGUUAUAAUAAAAGUUGGAAUUUUACUCAAUAACAGUCGCAAUUUUACAAGAAAAGCUGAAAAUUUGGGCAAUUUUAUGAAAAGAGUCGUAAUUUUACCCGACAAAAGUCACAAUUUUAUAAGAAAACUUAACAUUUUUGGCAACUUUAUGAAAAGAGUCGCAAUUUUAUAAGAAAACUUUAAAAUGUUGGCAAUAUUAUAAUAAUAAUCGGAAUUUUACAUGGCAAAAUUAUGACAAAAGUCCUAAUUUACUCAAAAAAUUUCACUUUUUUACAAGAACAACAAAAAAAUUGGCAAUAUUGUGAUAAAAUUCAGAUUUUUAUACGACAAAUGUCACCAUUUUUGCAUUAAAAAGUAAUAAUUUUACAUAAAGUACAAAUUUUAUGAGAAAAUAUUGCAAUAUUACAGAAACAGAACGAAUAUGAGAAAUGGUCCCCAAUUUUAUAAGAAAAAAAAGACUGAUUUUAGUUAUUUUUUGUUUGUAAUUAGUUUUGAAUCUUCGUUAUUUAUUUCUAGUUAUUACACCAUGUCUCUAUAUACAUAUAUAUUCAUUUAUUUUUAAUACAUUUUGGCCAGAGGGGGCACAUAUAAUAAUAAUAAUCAGAAUUUUACUUGGCAAAAUGAUGACGAAAGCCAUAAUUUUACUCAAAAAAGUCACUAUUUUACAAGAACAACAAUAAAAUUGGCAAUAUUGUGAUAAAAGUCAGAAUUUUAUAUGACAAAUGUCACCGUUUUUGCAUUAAAAAGUAAUAAUUUUACAUUAUAAAAUUAAUAAUUUUACAAGAAAAUAUUGCAAUAUUACAGAAACAGAAAUAAUGACAAAUUGUCCCCAAUUUUAUAAGAAAAAAGUCGACACAUUGUGGGAAAAAAAGACUGCUUUUAUUUAUUUUUUGUUUUGUAAUUAGUUUUGAAUCUUUAUUUAUUUCUAGUUAUUUCAGUAUGUCUCUAUAUACAUAUCUAUUCAUUUAUUUUUUAUACAUUUUGGCCAGAGGGGGCGCAUUUCAAUUUCUCACGCACACUUGUUAUUUCAUAUGUAUACCAUGUGAAAAAUCCCUCCUUUUUAGGACCACCCUCAUUUUCACCACCAGGGGGUGCAAAUGAGACAUUGUCUAUUAGAUGCAAUGUUAUUGGGACCAUGAUUUAUGUCCUCACCUCCUCAUAUGGAAGAUACUUUUCCUUCUUCAUGUCUCAAGAAGGGCAGAAAUACAAGAACACACACACACACACACACACACAUAUUCUUGUAUUUGUUACAUUCUUGAGACCUGAGAAUAAUGCCUCCCUCUUUAGGACCAGCCUUUCUAGAUAUAUAAAGAUGUGUAUUUACAACAUUAAUAAUAUAUACAUACUAUGCAAAUAUAAAAAAAGCUUGUUGUGAAAAAUGAGUCGGAAUUUUUCAAGAAAAAUGUCACAAUUUCACAAGAAAAACGUAGAAUUUUGCCAGUAUUGUAAUAAGUCGUCAUUUUACUCAACGCAAGUCAAAAUGUUACAAGAAAAACGGAACAUUUGUGCAAUAUUAUGAUAAAAGUUGGAAUUUUACUCAAAAACAGUCGCAAUUUUACAAGAAAAGCUGAAAAUUUGGGCAAUUUUAUGAAAAGAGUCGUAAUUUUACUCAACAAAAGACACAAUUUUAUAAGAAAACUUAACAUUUUUGGCAAUAUUAUAAUAAUAAUCAGGAUUUUACUUGAGUAAAAUUAUGACUUUUGCCAUAAUUUUGCCAAUGCAAGUCCAAGUUUCAAAAUAAAAACAUAGAAUGUUGGCAGUAUUAUAAUAAAAGUCAUAAUUUUACUAAAGGCAAGUCAAAAUUUUACAAGAAAAACUGAACAUUUGUGCAAUAUUAUGAUAAAAGUUGGAAUUGAACUCAAUUUUACAAGAAAAGCUUAAAAUGUCGGCAACUUUAUGAAAAGAGUCGUAAUUUUACUCGACAAAAGUCACAAUUUUAUAAGAAAACUUUAAAAUGUUGGCAAUAUUAUAAUAAUAAUCAGAAUUUUACUUGGCAAAAUUGUGACAAAAGUCAUAAUUUACCCAAAAAAUGUCACAAUUUUACAAGAAAAGCUUAAAAUGUUGGCAACUUUAUGAAAAGGGUCCUAAUUUUACUCGACAAAAGUCACAAUUUUAUAAGAAAACUUUAAAAUGUUGGCAAUAUUAUAAUAAUAAUCAGAAUUUUACUUGGCAAAAUGAUGACGAAAGUCAUCAUUUUACUCAAAAAAGUCACUAUUUUACAAGAACAACAAAAAUAUUGGCAAUAUUGUGAUAACAUUCAGAUUUUUAUACGACAAAUGUCACCAUUUUUGCAUUAAAAAGUAAUAAUUUUACAUAAAGUACAAAUUUUACGAGAAAAUAUUGCAAUAUUACAGAAACAGAACGAAUAUGAGAAAUGGUCCCCAAUUUUAUAAGAAAAAAAGACUGCUUUUAGUUAUUUUUUUGUUUGUAAUUAGUUUUUAAUCUUUGUUAUUUACUUCUAGUUAUUACAGUAUGUCUUUAUAUACAUAUAUAUUCAUUUAUUUUUAAUACAUUUUGGCCAGAGGGGGCACAUAUAAUAAUAACAAUCAGAAUUUUACUUGGCAAAAUGAUGACGAAAGCCAUAAUUUUACUCAAAAAUGUCACUAUUUUACAAGAACAAUAAAAUUGGCAAUAUUGUGAUAAGUCGGAAUUUUAUAUGACAAAUGUCACCAUUUUUGCAUUAAAAAGUAAUAAUUUUACAUAAAAAAGUAAUAAUUUUACAAGAAAAUAUUGCAAUAUUACAGAAACAGAAAUAAUGACAAAUUGUCCCCAAUUUUAUAAGAAAAAUGUUGACACAUUGUGGAAAAAAAGACUGCUUUUAUUUAUUUUUUGUUUGUAAUUAGUUUUGAAUCUUUGUUAUUUACUUGUAGUUAUUACAGUAUGUCUCUAUAUACAAUUAUAUUAAUUUAUUUUUGAUACAUUUUGGCCAGAGGGGGCGCAUUUCAAUUUCCUCACACACACUUGUUAUUUCAUAUGUUGACCAUGUGAAAAAUCCCUCCAUUUUGGGACCACCCUCAUUUUCACCACCAGGGGGUGCAAAUGAGACAUUGUCUAUUAGAUGCAAUGUUAUUGGGACCAUGAUUUAUGUCCUCACCUCCUCAUAUGGAAGAUACUUUUCCUUGUCUCAAGAAGGCUAGAAAUACAAGAACGCGGUCAAUCAGCCAUACCAUUAUCAGUUAAUCCCGGGUUAGUUUAUGAUCAAAAAGUACUUUACUGGUUUUGUGAUAGUCACACGGAUGAAAUGUUGAGUUAAAUAGGCGUUGAUGUUGGUUUUCUUUCCGGAAUUUGUGCUGGGACACAUCUUUACUUCACCACACGACAUACUUCCUGUGUGUAGAUACUACUUCAUUCAUCAAGUGGAAGCCAAAGCGCAUUAAAUUCACCCAAGCAGGUUUUCCUCCGGGCCAGAGUCCGAGGUCAGGUGUAUGUUUAUGUUCAUGUUACGGCUUGAAACAACGACACUAAUAUGAAAUGGCACAGGGGUGUUGUGUGUGUGUAUAUAAGUCAGGGGCUAGGUGGGUUUCUUUAUUUAUUUAUUAUUUUCUAUUUAUUUCUAUUGAGUGUCAACGUUUUGAGUUAUUUCCCGCUUAUGCCUAACAUGCGUCGUAACAGGAAGGAACAAUCAUAAUUGUAAUUGUCUCGCCAGGUUAGUUUCACACCAUGGAAGUGUUUAUUUAUUCUGCUCCUCGUUUUGAGUUGCGCGUGACCUAACUUAUUAUCCGCCGCCACCACUUUAGGCGCGUUGUGGUGUAGACUGAGCGGCGAAGACCCUCUUUGGCGGUCUCUAGGAUCCCUACUUGCAUGUGUCCUUGCUAUGCAUUUAUGUGGCUUACCAGUUAGACCGAGCAGUUUUGUAUUUUUUUAUACAUCAUGUACUUUUUUUACUUGUCCCUUUUAAUAAAAGUACUUUUGUGAGUUUUACGGACAUA